This is a messenger RNA of Daldinia caldariorum, 1301 nucleotides long. Its product is annotated as proteasome subunit beta type 7 precursor. Gene Ontology annotation, molecular function: threonine-type endopeptidase activity. Gene Ontology annotation, cellular component: proteasome core complex. The record is from RefSeq and is a predicted model, not a curated record. The coding region runs from base 194 to 1012 and encodes 272 amino acids. The transcript has 4 exons. Lineage: Eukaryota; Fungi; Ascomycota; Sordariomycetes; Xylariales; Hypoxylaceae.
UAGUCGUCAUCCGCCUUAUUAUACCCAAUUCGCAGCAAACAACCGCAUUCUCUUAGAUCUAAAUCCACGAUUUCACUACCACCAGCAUAUAUCCCUUUUACACUCCCAAUACGUGACUGCUAUAUACCAGGUCGCAUCGGAGUUUCACGCCUUAAUCUACUCUAAGAAAAGGAUCGUCAUAAAACAAGCCAGCAUGCCUGGUUUCGACUUCUCAAACUACAAUCGUAAUGCGGCUCUGCACGCCCGAGGUGUCCCGCUGCCAAAGGCAACUAGCACCGGUACUACGAUCGUUGGAUGCAUAUUUGACGGAGGCGUCGUGAUCGCAGCUGAUACUCGAGCUACUAGCGGCCCUAUUGUCGCCGACAAGAACUGCGAGAAGCUGCACUAUAUCUCGCCACAAAUUUGGUGCGCCGGUGCUGGUACCGCCGCCGAUACAGAAUUUACCACCGCCCUCAUCUCUUCCCAACUCGAGUUACACUCUCUCUCGACUGGUCGGAAACCCCGCGUUGUUACAUGCAUGACUCUCCUCAAGCAGCAUCUCUUCCGAUAUCAAGGUUAUAUCGGGGCGUAUCUAGUCGUUGCCGGGGUUGACCCUACGGGAACCCACCUGUUCACCGUACAUGCCCACGGUAGCACAGACAAGCUUCCUUAUGUCACUAUGGGUUCCGGAUCGCUAGCAGCCAUGUCCGUUUUCGAAUCGCAGUGGAAGCCGAACUGCACCAAGGAGGAUGCCAUAGAGCUCUGUUCACAGGCUAUUCAGGCCGGUAUCUUCAACGAUCUGGGGUCGGGAUCAAAUGUCGACAUAGCUGUCAUUACCGCAGACAAGACUACCUUACACCGUGGCUUCGUCAAACCGAACGAGCGUAGCCAGAAAUUGAAGAACUACAAAUUCAAACGCGGUACUACAGCAGUACUUAACGAGAAGAUUAUCACCAAGGAUGAGAUCGGAAAAUACGUCAGCGUGCACGAGCUGGAGUCGGCAGAGGGUGAACGAAUGGAUGUCGAUUCGUGAGAUAAGGACAUGUACCGUUGAUCCUCUGUACCGAUAUAUUAUGGUAAUGCAAGAGUGUUAUCCUAUCAACGACGUAGGUACGUAAACUCAACACCGCACCCGCCCUUCCCCAAAAAAGGGUCCAAAGGGGGAGCUGCGCUUUAAUUAAGAAAAGGUAUCCACCUUCCUCACAUACCAAGGCAUAUAAGUCAGUUAUCAUUAGCUAAUCUCCGCCCUAAUAUCCCCAAGUUAAUUACCUAGGUACCUAAGUAGGUAGUUAGUCUUGUAGGUCAACAUCACAAGUGAGGAU